Zootoca vivipara (common lizard) is the source of this 1482-nucleotide messenger RNA. The record is from RefSeq and is a predicted model, not a curated record. NCBI's taxonomy places the organism in Eukaryota, Metazoa, Chordata, Lepidosauria, Squamata, Lacertidae.
AGUGAGUUGAUCUCUGAAAGUACAAGCACUACUACUGAGAGUACAACACCCACUCCAUCCGUGACUCCUUUUACUUCGAGUUCCAAGCCUUCUGAGACAACUGCACCCACACUAACUUCAAGCACAAACACACCCACUGAGCACUUCAAGCAGACUACACCACAAGAAACCUCAUCUGAGUACACAGUUAUGUCUAUUUCUUCCACCCCUGAGCAACCCUCCACAAAAGAGCUGUUUUCUCAGUCAACAAUGUCUGCCUCCUCCAUCGAGAUGACCUCUGAAACUACAAACACUACUACUGUGAGUACGACACCUACUCCAUCCAUUACUCCUUUUACUUCCAGUUCUGAGCCUUCUGAGACAACUGCACCCACACUAACUUCAAGCACAAACACACCCACUGAGCACUUCAAGCAGACUACACCACAAGGAACCUCAUCUGAGUACACAGUGAUGUCUAGUUCUUCCACCACUGAGCAACCCUCCACAAAACAGCUGUCUUCUCAGUCAACAUUGUCCAUAUCCUCCAGUGAGUUGACCUCUGAAACUACAAGCACUACUACUGAGAGUACAACACCCACUCCAUCCAUGACUCCUUUUACUUCCAGUUCUGAGCCUUCUGAGACGACUGCACCCUUCCUAUCUUUAAGCACAAAUGCACCCACUGAGCACGUGAAGCAGACUACACCACAAGAAACCUCAUCUGAGUACACAGUGAUGUCUAGUUCUUCCACCACUGAGCAACCCUCCACUAAACAGCUGUCUUCUCAGUCAACAAUGUCUGCCUCCUCCAUCGAGUUGACCUCUGAAACUACAAACACUACUGCUGAGAGUACGACCCCUACUCCAUCCAUUACUCCUUUUACUUCCAGUUCUGAGCCUUCUGAGACAACUGCACCCACACUAACCUCAAGCACAAACACACCCACUGAGCAAGUGAAGCAGACUACACCACAAGGAACCUCAUCUGAGUACACAGUGAUGUCUAGUUCUUCCACCACUGAGCAACCCUCCACAACAGAGGUGUCUUCUCAGUCAACAUUGUCCAUAUCCUCCAGUGAGUUGAUCUCUGAAAGUACAAGCACUACUACUGAGAGUACAACACCCACUCCAUCCGUGACUCCUUUUACUUCGAGUUCCAAGCCUUCUGAGACAACUGCACCCACACUAACUUCAAGCACAAACACACCCACUGAGCACUUCAGGCAGACUACACCACAAGAAACCUCAUCUGAGUACACAGUUAUGUCUAUUUCUUCCACCACUGAGCAACCCUCCACAAAAGAGCUGUUUUCUCAGUCAACAAUGUCUGCCUCCUCCAUCGAGUUGACCUCUGAAACAAUAAACACUACUACUGAGCGUACGACACCUACUCCAUCCAUUACUCCUUUUACUUCCAGUUCUGAGCCUUCUGAGACAACCGCACCCACACUAACUUCAAGCACAAACACACCCACUGAGCACGUGAAGCAGACGACACCA